AUGGACCAUUUGAAAUAUGCAAAUAUUGAAAAUGAGAUUGAAGUUGAUGAUAGCGAUGACGAUUUGGGAAAUGUGGAUGAUGUACUUUUUGAAGAACAAUUAGAAGAACCCAAAAUAGAAAAGGAAACAUGUUCAACUUCACUACUUGAUCAUGCUUUUGCUCGUACCCAUAGUUAUGCACCAUUGACAUGUACUUCAUGGCACAAAGUUCCACAUAAAGAUAAGAUAUGGGAGUAUGUCUUGGGAAAAUAUGAUGUGCCCGAUGAUGCUAAAACUUGGGUUCUUAGGACAAUUGGAAAUUUGUAUAAGGUAUACAAAUGUAGGUUCAAGAAAAAACACUUCUAUCAAUUUAAGGACAAUAAAACAAGAUGGAAGAAUCGACCUGAAUGCAUUCCUCAAGAAGAGUUCUCAAAACUAUUAGUGUUAUGGAAUAAAAAAGAUGUGGCGGAACGUUGUUCGCGGGCAAAAGAAAUACGCAAGUCUCUAAAAAAUAUGCACACGGCUGGUCCAAAAAGUUUUGCUAGAAUUCGUGACGAAAUGAAAAAUGAAGAUCCAAACAAGAAAUUCCCAACUCUAAGUCAAAUGUUUGAACGUACACGUAAAAGGACAGAUGGGCAUGAACAAAUGAAGAAGUAUGAACAUCUAGAAGAUGAUAGUGAUGUCAUAGAUCCUUAUAUGAUUGUGAUGAAAAAAGAGAAUGAUGGAUACCGUCUGGGUGGUGGUGAUGCAUCAUACAUGAUUCCGACGGGACUUAUGGAAUCAUUCAAAGCAAAUGAAGUUAAAAGAAAUGAGUUGAUGGAAAUGCGGAAAGAGAUUCAAGAGGACCAUGAAAAAAAACAGGCCGGAUUAGAAGCUAUGCAAAUAGAUAUUAAAAAACAGCAAGAAAACCUUGAAGCCAUGAUGCGAAAGUUAGCGGAACAACAACCUCGAGAAGGCUGA
Molecule: messenger RNA, 939 nt
Organism: Lactuca sativa (garden lettuce)
Lineage: Eukaryota; Viridiplantae; Streptophyta; Magnoliopsida; Asterales; Asteraceae
Source: RefSeq, a predicted model, not a curated record